This is a messenger RNA of Cynocephalus volans (Philippine flying lemur), 1023 nucleotides long. RefSeq names its product small nuclear ribonucleoprotein U11/U12 subunit 25 (gene SNRNP25). Gene Ontology annotation, biological process: mRNA splicing, via spliceosome. The record is from RefSeq and is a predicted model, not a curated record. The transcript is spliced from 5 exons. NCBI's taxonomy places the organism in Eukaryota, Metazoa, Chordata, Mammalia, Dermoptera, Cynocephalidae. Gene Ontology annotation, cellular component: U12-type spliceosomal complex. Bases 177 to 548 code for a protein of 123 amino acids.
GCGCGUGCGCGCUCCGCUUUCCUGGAGCCGGGUGUGGCUCCAGAGCCGGGCGGGAGCGGGUGGCCCCGGACGAGGUGGCGGCGGCGGCGCGGACCGAAGCGCAGGAGGAGGAUGAGGACGAAGAGGAGGCGCUGCCGCACUCUGAGGCCGUGGACGUGUUCCAGGAGGGUCUCGCCAUGGUAGUGCAGGACCCGCUGCUCUGCGACCUACCGAUCCAGGUCACCUUGGAAGAGGUCAAUUCCCAGAUAGCACUAGAAUAUGGCCAAGCAAUGACAGUCCGAGUGUGCAAGAUGGAUGGAGAAGUCAUGCCUGUGGUCGUCGUGCAGAACGCCACGGUCCUGGACCUGAAGAAGGCCAUCCAGAGAUACGUGCAGCUCAAGCAGGAGCGUGAAGGAGGCAUUCAGCAUAUCAGCUGGUCCUAUGUGUGGAGGACAUACCAUCUGACCUCCGCAGGAGAGAAGCUCACAGAAGACAGGAAGAAACUCCGAGAUUAUGGCAUCCGGAAUCGGGACGAGGUGUCCUUCAUUAAAAAACUGAGGCAAAAGUGAGGCUGUGGACGAGAACAAUCUAUUCACUGGUGGACGAGCUUUUCCAGCACGAUGGAGUCCUUGAGUCGUUGUCUCCCUUUCGCGCCCCAGGUGUGCCCAGCUGGAACUGUCAGCAUGAGCCCUGGGGCCCUUUGGACUAGGACAGGGCGAGCUGGUACUCAUUUCUUUCCUGUGCACUUGGCCUGAGUCUGACCUCUCCCGGGGCCCAAAUACCCUAAGUCACAUGGCAGGUCCCCCAGGGCUGUGGGCCUGGCCCUGUAUACAGAAUAAACCUAUUUUCUUCUUAGUUUGAAAAGUCAAAAAGCCACAGUACUGUGAAUAGGAGGGACGGGGCUGCCCAUCACAGAGGGUAGGUAAGGGCAGAGAACCGAUGCAGUGAGUCCUCAAGUCCAGGAUGCCACACCACUGCCCAGACCACACGACUGUGUUACCGUGAUCUGUGCAGCAAGGAGGAAAUAAAAGCAGAGCAGCUGUC